AACUGAUUGAGAAAACACUCAGGAUCACCUUCAUCACCGACUGACAGAACAAGGAGAACAGAGAGCUGAGGAACCAGACGCUGGAACACAGACUGCUGCUGGAGGAAAAACAAAGAAAUCAAACUUCACUCAGAGACAAAAUGGCUUCCAAGUUAGAGGAGGAUCUCUGCUGUUCAGUCUGUUAUAACAUCUUUAAGGAUCCGGUUCUUCUGUCAUGUAGCCACAGCUUCUGUAAGGAGUGUCUGAAGAACUGGUGGACAGAGAAACCAGUAAGAGAGUGUCCAGUUUGUAAGGCGAUAUCGUUCAUCAAAGAUCUUCCCUGUAAUCUGGCUCUGAAGAAUCUGUGUGAGUCUUUCUUACAGCAGAGAGAGCAGAGAGCUUCAGAGGAUCUCUGCUCUCUGCACUCUGAAAAACUCAAACUCUUCUGUCUGGACCAUCAGCAGCCAGUUUGUCUCGUCUGCAGAGAUUCAGAAAAACACACCAAUCACAGAUUCAGACCCAUCGAUGAAGCUGCUCAGCAACACAAGAAGAAACUUCAGGAAACUCUGGAGCCUUUAAAGAAGAAGCUGGAGCUCAGGAAGAAAGUUCAGGAGGAGUUUGAUCAGACAGCAGAACACCUGAAGGUCCAGGCCCGACACACAGAGAGGCAGAUUAUGGAGCAGUUUAAGCAGCUUCAUCAGUUUCUAGCAGAGGAAGAGGAGGCCAGGCUGGCUGCACUGAGGGAGGAAGAGGAGCAGAAGAGAGGGAUGAUGAAGGAGAAGAUGGAGGCUCUGAGCAGAGAGAUAGCAGCUCUUUCAGACACAGUCAGAGCCACAGAGGAGAGGCUGAGAGCUGAAGACGUCUCAUUCCUGCACAACUACAAGGCUGCAGUGGAAAGAGUCCAGCGCUGCCCCCUGCUGGAGGAUCCACAGCUGCCCUCAGGAGCUCUGAUAGACCAGGCCAAACAUCUGGGCAACCUGGCCUUCAACAUCUGGAGCAACAUGGAGAACAUGGUGACCUACACUCCUCUGGUUCUGGACCCAAACACGGCUCGUCCAAGACUCCAUCUGUCUGAAGAUCUGACCAGCGUUAGAAUAGGAAAGAAACAGCAGCUUCCUGAUAAUCCAGAGAGAUUUGAUUACUGGUGGUCUGUUCUGAGUUCUGAUGGUUUUAACUCAGGGAACCACAGCUGGGAUGUUGAUGUUGGAGACAGUGGCAUAUGGAAACUUGGUGUGAUAGAAGAGUCUGUUAAGAGGAAGGGAGGCAUAAAGUCUGGAUGGUUGAUUAUACAGUUCAAUGAAGGUGGAUACUCAGCAUGGUCUCCAUCAGCUCCUUCCACUCGUCUCUCAGUCCAGAAGAAUCUCCAGAGGAUCAGAGUGAAUCUGGACUGGGACAGAGGAAAGCUGUCCUUCUCUGAUCUGGAUACUAACAAACGCAUACACACCUUCACACACACCUUCACUGACAAGAUGUUUCCAUAUUUCACUACUAAUAAAACAGUAAAGAUUCUACCCAUGAAGAUCUCAGUGAUCAAACAGCAGCUCUGAUGAUCUCAGCAUGAAGAACAAAAAGUCCAAAUGAAAUAUUAUUGAUCAGAUGAUUGAUUGGUUUUAUGAUUGAUUGUAUUAUUUGCUGGGUUGGUGAAAUUCUUCUCAUUAUUUUGAAACUCGUUGUUUUUAAUACUGAAACUGGAGAUGAAAUGAUCAUCAAUGAAAUUCUUCAUGACAAGCAAGAAUCAAUUGUUUUUGAGACUUUUUCUAAAACCGCAUGCGAAAUUUUGAGACUUCAUGAACUUUUGCUCUUUCUGAUUUAUUUAUAAAAGAUUAGAAAAUUAAAAUAACUUUACCAUCACAACAUGGACCCAGCCAUCGACACAGCAUUGCUUUCUUGGUAAACAAAAUAAAAAAACAAAAAUAAUUGAUAAGCAGAAUUUGCAAAAACUGAUUUAUUAUUCCCUAGAAGUUUUCAACUUUUCAAUCCAAAAAAUAAUGUAUUUGCUUUGGUUGCUCUAUUAUUCCUUUAAGCAAAUGAGCCGCUUCCUAUCCAAACCUGGAGUCUUUCUGUAUUAUUUUUCAUUUUGGAAGAAUUUCAUGUAAACAAAUAUAUCAGCUGGUUUAUGGGAACAAAUGUUUGUUGUUCAUGAAUGUCUCUUGUUAACCUGAAACAGCAAAAAUAAAACCAAUAAAAACAGAUAAAAUGA
Messenger RNA from Xiphophorus hellerii (green swordtail), 2179 nucleotides. Its product is annotated as nuclear factor 7, brain-like. Lineage: Eukaryota; Metazoa; Chordata; Actinopteri; Cyprinodontiformes; Poeciliidae. Bases 141 to 1526 code for a protein of 461 amino acids. The record is from RefSeq and is a predicted model, not a curated record. The transcript has 2 exons. Gene Ontology annotation, molecular function: zinc ion binding; protein binding.